This is a messenger RNA of Vespula pensylvanica (western yellowjacket), 2537 nucleotides long. Its product is annotated as thioredoxin-related transmembrane protein 1. NCBI's taxonomy places the organism in Eukaryota, Metazoa, Arthropoda, Insecta, Hymenoptera, Vespidae. Bases 65 to 931 code for a protein of 288 amino acids. The transcript is spliced from 5 exons. The record is from RefSeq and is a predicted model, not a curated record.
CUUAAAUGAUUAGUGGCCGAUGGCGCGCAUAGAAGUGGAUACCGGUGAAUAUUAGUAAAGUAAGAUGUCGUACGCUGGGAUGGGACGUGUUUUUUACAUCGCGUGUUUUUCUCUCCUCUUGGGAGUUGUAAGUGCAAAUAAUCAACGAGUGGCAAAAGAAUCUUUGGUAGAACAGCUCGAUGAAGAGAAUUGGGAGCGUAUGCUUCAUGGAGAAUGGAUGGUGGAAUUUUAUGCUCCAUGGUGUCCAGCUUGUAGAUCUCUUGAGCCUGUAUGGGAACAUCUAGCAUCUUGGAAAGAAAAUCUAAAUAUAAACGUUGGCAAAGUAGAUGUAACUACUUCUCCAGGACUUAGUGGCCGCUUCAUGGUUACAGCUUUGCCUACUAUUUAUCAUGUAAUGGACGGUGUCUUCAGACAAUACAAGAGUCCAAGAGAUGAAGAUGCACUUAUUGAAUUUGUAUCAGAAAAAACUUGGAAGAAGAUUGAUCCUAUAUCCAAUUGGAAAAAUCCAACUUCCGUUCAUAUGUCUCUUCUUAGUCAAUUCUUUAAAUUGUCACAAAUAUUAAGGGGUGUUCAUAAUAAUCUUACGGAGGAUUUUGGAUUGCCAAUAUGGGCAAGUUACUUGAUCUUUGCUAUGACGACUGUUAUUCUAGGCGCUAUAUUGGGCAUAUCCAUCAUAUGCUUUAUUGACUUGAUAUGUCCACCUAAAUGUAUACAUCAAAGAAUGAAAAAACAACAGGAUGAAAGCGGUACGGUUGCGCAAGAAAAAAGUUCUGCAGAUGAUGAAAUCGUCGAAAAUGUAAAAGAUGAUUUAAUAGACGAAGAAGGUUCAGAAUCGGAGGAAAUAACUGAAACAAGCAGUAAAGAAAAGGAUUCCAAAGCAGAUACCAGCAGUCCGAACGUUCGUAAGCGUAAGCCACGUAAAGCUGACUAGAGAUAUUAAUUUGUUAAAUGUAAAUAAUUCAUGGUCUCAGAAAAUUGCGCAGAUGACAUUUAUGCAUUUGUUGUUGUAAUCCACAUUUACGAAUCGAAGUGCUGUUUCACUCAAUGUAAAGUGGCUAUCUUGCACUUUACAUUACUCUCGUUAAAAAAUUUAACAAGUAUUCAAAUAAGUAUGGCAAAUUUCUAAGAAAUAAAUUAAUGAUUAUUAUAUAUUCAUUUUGAUAAAAGUAAAACCAUAAAUCGUUUUCGUAAAUUUUCUAUUUGUAUUGAAUUCGGAUAAUUUUUGUUAUUUCUUUAUCCUGUUAUUCGAUGUUAACAGAUACUAAUCAGAAAAUUGUUAUUUUAUUCGACACUAUAAUGAUUAUUACUUAUACGAGUAUUUAAAUAUUUCAUAUUGAAUUAUUACUUACACGAGAACAUUACUUGUCUUAAGAACAAAGAACUUAUCGGUUAUAUCAUAUCGCUAUUAGUUUAAUAUCUUUUUCGUUUUGUCUUUUUUUUUAUUGGGAUGUUAUCUAUUUACGUUAUUUUAAUUUUAUUUAAUCUUAAAUAUUUGAAAGAAAUUAUAUCAGUAUUUUCUCCAUCAAUUAAUUUUUUUAUGCAAAUAAAGAAAAUGUUGAAAGUUUAGGAAAUCUUAAUAGUAUCUAGUGUGACGCGUAAAGGCUUACACAUUUACGUUGCUUUGUAACCGAUCGGUCUCGCAAGGUCUACCAUUUAAGAAGUUUCCUUUUUACUUCUACGAUCCAUAACGCUCAAUUAUGAUAUUAUUCGAUGCUAAAUCGAACGAUAUAAUUUUAAGUAACUAAUUAUAAUUCACUCGGAGAUUGUAUUUCUAUGUGAAACAAAAACAAAUUCAUAGUUUUUAUGCAUUUACAUACAAACGUUAAGUUAAAGACUCGUAUAGAAAGUAAGAUAGCAGGAUUACCGCAAUAUAUUAAGAACCAAUCGUAACAUUAUGUAAGUCUCUUUUAUUUUUAAAUAUUUAUGUAAAAUAUUUAAUAUAGAAUAACAAGAGUGUAGCAAAACAUAUACAAAGAACUAUAUUACUCAGGACAAGGUUAAAAUAUACGUUUAUAAAUAACCGGCAUGUUUGUAACAUUUACGAAAUUCUCGUCUUUUUUUUAACGAUCUCCAUGAGACUAUUGCUCUAUAUAAUGUGGCAGUCUAUCUAAAAAUUGUUAUUUAGCAUAUAAUCAUUAAUAUUUAUCUCGUUCACACGUAAACUCUGAAAUGAAAAGAUACGAAUGCGAUAGUAGUAACAUCAAAAUGAUACCGUAUCGCUUUCUAGUUAUCUGUAAAUAUCUACGACUACACGUAAAUGUAUACGAGCGUAUAAUUUGUGAUCUUUCGCAUUCUACCGUUUCUUCGACAACGCAUUGACAUUUUCUACGUUUGUUAACGUUUAAAUCAAUGCGCGAAAGUCCGUUUUCCAUCAACAUUCCCAUGCAAAAUACCAUGGUACAUACACAUACGCUUUUAACCAAAAUGUUCGUGUCUUCGUUAUCGAGAUAAUAAGAUAAGUACGUUACAACGGGAAUAAGGACUAAUUAUGUAACGUUGACUUCCUAAUAAACGCAUUUAAGAGAGUAAUAAAAGUA